Motacilla alba alba is the source of this 579-nucleotide messenger RNA. It is a transcript of the gene MZB1, whose product is annotated as marginal zone B and B1 cell specific protein. The transcript has 4 exons. Gene Ontology annotation, biological process: regulation of B cell proliferation. Gene Ontology annotation, cellular component: endoplasmic reticulum chaperone complex; extracellular region. Lineage: Eukaryota; Metazoa; Chordata; Aves; Passeriformes; Motacillidae. The coding region runs from base 1 to 579 and encodes 192 amino acids. The record is from RefSeq and is a predicted model, not a curated record.
AUGCGGGCGGCGCUGGCAGCGUGGCUGGUGCUGAGCCUGCUGGGGGGGACAGGGGCCGAGGACACGUGCGGGGACCCCCCCGCCGCCGCGUCCCGCUCCGUCCCCGCGCCCCAGCUCAGCCCCGAGGAGCGGCUCUCGCCCCACAUGCCCGAAUCCCUGCGCUGUGACGCCUGCUACGCCAUCGCCUUCCAGAUUGAGGAGCAGCUGCGCAAGGCAGAAGGGAAGGUGGGCAAGAAGGCUCUGAAGGAGUCGGACUACAUAGAGGUGCUGGAGAGGAGCUGCUCACAGGACUGGGAGAGUUACGGGGUGCUGGAGCUGGACGGGGAGAAGCGGCUGUCGGGGCCGGGGCUGCCGAGGCAGCCGUCCCUGAGCGUGCUGGUGUCGGGGGGACCGUGGCCGGGCAGGCUCUCCAAGCUGUGCCUCGGCUACGUGGGCGAGCAGGGCGAGGCGCUCAUCUACGGCGCGCACCGGCGGGGCCCGGCCGCGCUGCGGCAGCUGCUGUGCCACGGCGACAAGGGACCCUGUGCCGGCCGCAAGGAGCGCCCGGACCCCCGCAAGGCGCUGCAGAACGAGCUGUAG